CGGGAGGGAGGUUAUGUAAGGGGGGAGGGAGGCGGGAGGAGGAGCAGGACGGCUCUCGCCGCCGUGCAGCCGCCGUGCAGCCGCAGCCAGCCGGGGCGGCCGCAUGUGCGAAGUGGGGACGCGGCCGCCGCUGGCCGCCGAGCGCGGGGAGCCGCCCGGGGGUGCCGCCGCCGCCGCCGAGAGGUGCCGAGACAUGGGAGAACAGCCCAUCUUCACCACCAGAGCCCAUGUCUUCCAAAUUGACCCCAGCACGAAGAAGAACUGGGUUCCUGCAAGCAAGCAGGCUGUAACUGUUUCCUACUUCUAUGACAGCACCAGAAACAGCUAUCGGAUUAUCAGUGUGGAUGGAGCCAAGGUGAUCAUAAACAGCACCAUCACCCCCAACAUGACCUUCACUAAAACGUCGCAGAAGUUUGGGCAGUGGGCAGACAGCAGAGCCAACACCGUCUUUGGGCUGGGCUUCCCCUCUGAGCAGCAGCUGACAAAGUUUGCAGAGAAGUUCCAAGAAGUAAAAGAAGCUGCCAAACUUGCAAGAGACAGAUCUCAAGAGAAAAUUGAAACCUCAAGCAAUCAUUCACAGACCAGCUUUGCAGCCAAGAUGAAAAGGGAGAUGCAGGAGACACCCAGUGUUCGUUUGUGUGUUGUGCUGCAGGAGUCUGGACGUGAAACACCAUCUUCCACUCGAGCUUCAAGUGUGAAUGGCACAGACGACGAGAAGGCAUCUCAUGGUGGCCCUGCUGAGGCACAUCUCAAAUCUGAGAAUGAUAAAUUAAAAAUUGCUCUAGCCCAAAGUUCAUCCAACGUGAAGAAGUGGGAGACGGAGCUGCAGUCGCUGCGGGAGAGCAACGCGCGGCUGUCCACGGCCCUGCAGGAGUCGGCGGCCAGCAUCGAGCACUGGAAGAAGCAGUUCUCAGCCUGCAAGGAGGAGAACGACCAGCUGAGGGGCAAGAUUGAAGAACUGGAGGAACAGUGCAAUGAAAUCAAUAAAGAGAAGGAAAGAAAUGCACAGUUGAGUAGACGUCUUCAGGAACUGGAAACAGAACUUCAGGACAAAGAGCUCGAACUGGAAGAGCUCCGAAAGCAGGGUGAAAUUAUACCAGAGCUAAUGUCAGAAUGUGAAUCUGUAUCUGAACAAUUACAGGCUGCUGAGAAAAAGAACAAAGAUCUCGAAGAGAAAGUCAGAACGCUAAGGACAGAAGUUGAAGAGAACAAACAUAGGCAGACCAACCUUAAAACUGAAUUAAAGAAUUUUUUAGAUGUACUAGACGGGAAGAUAGAUGAAUUACAUGACUUCCGACAAGGACUGUCUAAACUUGGGGUUGACAAUUAGAUGGCAAUAGAUCUCUUUUGUAAUCUAGGGUCUGGAUGUUUGAUGUUUUGUUGAUCCCAAAUGUGUUUUACAAAAUAUAACUAGAAUGUUCCACUUGUUUGCAUUGGUUUUGUACAUAGAGGCUGAAAAUUUGCUGUGGGUUUUUUUUGGUGGGUUUCUUUUUUGUUUGUUUGUUUCUUUACCAAACCAGUCAUGCUGCUCACUGAAUUCUGUUGAGAUUAGAAAUUUUCUAUAUUGCUGCUCUGGCUUUGUGGGGUUGGGAACAGGUAGAGGGUUCUGUCUCAGGAAUCUGGAACUAGAUCUACCUUAAAAUGAAUAUGCAGUUAGUUGUUGCAGGGAAAUUUAUAUCUUUUCUUAAGGGCUGUUGCAACCAUAGAAACAGAAAAGUUUUUUACUUGUCCGGACUAUCAGCACUCUUAGCAGAAUUGACUUUAUUCCGUGGUGGAGCAGAGAGAUUAGCUGGAGCCCCUGCAGUUUGUAAAAUGUGCCUGUGAUGAGCUGCAGUCAGGAGAAUCACUUCUCACAGAUACCUGUAUCUUUAGGGACCACGUCAAUCAGGCCCAAUUCAGCCAAAAAAAUGCAGUGGAUUUCAGAUUACCUCUGAUUGAGGUUUCAUGUUCUUGCCUGGACCCAUCCAGCACAAAGUCAACAAUGCAGAAAUGAGUUUCAGCUCUUGAAGUCAUGUGUCUUACCAGUCAGUGAGAACAGCUUCUCUUGCUUAGCAACAUCACCUCUCUCUGGCCUUCAGUUUUGAACCCAUGUAGUUCCAUCAUUAUGUGCAUCUCUGAUAAAUGCCCACCUGAGUCUGGGGACCAGAUAGUUACUUUUAAAAGUGGUAUGUUUCUGGUUUGUUCAGGACUCAUGCCAUUCUGCGUGCAACUUGAUUGCUGUUGAUUGACUUCUGCAGCAGCGAGGAGGGAGAUGUGGAUCUGAAAAGCAUCACAAGUUUACUGGAAUGUGUUGCUCAGAAGCAAAUUUCUGCCCAAGAGACUGGCAGGGCAAUGGCCACGGAAAAUCAAAGUCCUUUCCUGGGAUUUCUGCAUUGUCUGGCAGUAGGGUAGGAAUUCGUCACCAAGUUAGGUUGUAGCAAACAAAAACCCUCAACCCUAAAGGCAGAAAUGUUCUUUUAUUCUCUAACUGAUUAUUCAGCAGCUCUAAGAGUGUGUUGAGAAAUGCAAGAUCAUAUCCUGGCCUUCAGUGAGAAGGAAUUCAGUUCAUCACACACAGGGAUGUAAAAAGGGUGAGAGAGGAGAAUCCAGCCCAAGCUUUGCUCUUUCCCCUAGGACUUCCUUCAGCUUCUUUCUAUUCUUUCUCCAUAAGAUGUUUUCAGAGUGUUUACAUGGGAUCUUAAUUAAUUCAGGAAAGUACUUUUGUGUGCAUGACAUUGUAAUUUGCUUGAUUCAGACAACAGUUUGGCUAAGCACUGUUUUAGUGCUUUCCAGCAGGGACUGAUAUAAAAUGGCCAUGCUUUUCUUGGAAUUUCAGGGGUUUUUCCUUUUUUUGGUACAUCUUGAUUAUUAAAGUGACCUUUAAAAGAAAGGUGGGCUGUAGAUGAAACAUGCAUUGAAUACUCUUUUGUAGAUGAAUAUAUAAUCCCCAUGGUGGAGAUAGGAUCUGCAUUGGCCCUUGAAUUUUCAUUUCAUCUGUUACUUUUACAUUAUCUUCAUUGCCUGUUUUUUAGAAUGGACUUUGAGUAUUUUUGCUUUUUCUCCUUUGAAACAAUGGAUGUAAAGCUAGAACCUUUCAUAACCAUUAUGACCAUUUUAAGUCUCUUUUUUAAAAAAAAUUAUUUAGGUUGUUGAUAUUUAAAAAUAAAAAUAAAAAUCAGGUACAUGGCAUGUAGGCGUGUGAAAAUUAGACUUUGCCAGCAUGGAAGAUUCAACAGUUGCAUAAUGUGGGGUUAGAUCAGACUUCUCAAAAUUGGAAAUGACGUCAGAAAGUGUGUGGUUGUGCACAAAUAGACUCCAUUUUUAGUCUUUUUAUUUGAUAGAAAGUCAGAUAUACACCAUCAUUUAGCAGGCAGCUCAUCCUGCUUCUCCUCUCCUCCCAUGCUGCUUUUUGGUCCCUGCAUCAGCUGGGAGCCACAGAUAACACAAUUAAGAGCUGCAAGCAAUACUGGCAGUCAGGGCCCUACUCCUCACAGUGGUUCAUUGCUUUUGCACCAAGGACCCUGCCCCAUCUUUUACUGCUGAGUAAUCUUAGGGCUUCUCUCUUUGUUUCAACAUAAAUUGUUUUUAACAUGAGGCUGGGUAAAAGGAUGCAAAAGACUCUGUGAAAAAAUUACAUUAUUUGGUUUAAUCCACAUCUUUGUUUUCCAUUUUAGUCAGGUCUGUCUCAGAUCCAGUUCAUUAGGAAUGUAUUAAGCCACUCUUAAAUUGCAAGAGAAGUGUUUCCAUGGGAUUGCAUUGAUUAAACAGAUGGGGUUUGAUGGUGGCACAUUAAGCCAGUGCAUAGCUGUGUCACAGGCAGUUAUUUCUGGGUGCUUAGUGCCCACCAGAGGAGCAGUGGAGUGUCCUUAAAGAAAUCCCUGCCCUGUCUCUUCUGUCUUACCCCAGAUAUAUGUAUCACAUAUCUGCUGUUGCUCUGAUGUUGAGUUGUUAGGGAUGCUUGUACACAGCUUUAUGCUGUGGGAAAUGCUGUCCAGGAGAAAAAGCAAGAAUGGCAGUGCAUGCUCUCAGGAGUGUUUGGGCAGCUGCCCUCUCUGGCCUGUCCCUGUCCCCACCCCAGGGGUCUGAUGGUGUCACACACUGCAUAUUCCUUGGUGCUCUCAGGUGGCCCAGCACUAACCUUGUGCCAAACUGAGAGCCUCACACUGCUCCUCUGAGACUCAUCCCAGCACUGAAAUGCCUCCUCUGUCCUGAUGGGAGCACCAAAAUGCACACACCACCCUGAGGAUGAACAGACCCUCCUUGUGUGCACAGCUGGAAUUUCACCUGUCCCUGUGGACACCCUGAGUUCACCUGCUUAGGGAUGGCCCUAAACACUGCCAGGGACAAGAAAUACUCAUCCCUGUCCAAGAGAGGAUCUACAGAUCUUGGUUUUACUUGUUACACAAGUGCUGGGCUAAUCCUGGUCUCCCUGUGCCUGUCAGCAAUGCCUUUGUCAGUGCUCCACCUCCACCCAGCCUGAGCACAUUUACAGGGGCUGUACCUCACCUUGGGUGAGCAUGAGUUCCCUUUCUGGAUGCAGGUUUAAUCCAGAUCUGAGUGGUUUUUAUGGCAGGAUCUCUCCUACCUCACUUACAUGGUCUUUCCUUAGCAAAGGACAUGUGCUUGGCACUUCCCCAGGGGUUUCUGUCAGCUGCACCCCCACGGGUCCUGCCACACUGCCCAUCCUGCCUGGCACUCCUGGCAUCAGCAACCAGGGAGCUUUAGCAAGAAAAAUCUGUGCUGGCCUCCUGUGACACCAGGACAGAGUGUGUCUUGAUGACCUCUGGGUGAGACACUUGUUUAGGUGGUGUUAGAGCUGCUGAAUAAUGCUAGGGUUUGAGGGGUUUUGACCAAAUGAGAAAUAAACAGUGUACCUUGUAUUGCAUAAAAGCAAAAGUGACAUAAAAAAUGGAUAGAGUUAUUUUCAAGGGGAAAGAAUAUUCCAUUAGAUAUAUUAUGUCACAUUUUGGAAUAAAUGAUUAGUGUCAUAUUAGGAAUAAAUUAUUUCAAAAUGAAAAAAUGGAACUUUGUUGCACAGCUCAGAAUAAAAAGCUUAACCUUUUGGGGUUUUUA
Messenger RNA from Lonchura striata (white-rumped munia), 5052 nucleotides. RefSeq names its product homer scaffold protein 2 (gene HOMER2). The record is from RefSeq and is a predicted model, not a curated record. Gene Ontology annotation, biological process: G protein-coupled glutamate receptor signaling pathway. Gene Ontology annotation, molecular function: G protein-coupled glutamate receptor binding. NCBI's taxonomy places the organism in Eukaryota, Metazoa, Chordata, Aves, Passeriformes, Estrildidae.